UCUUUGAUUGAUUAAUAAAACAAUUGUGCCUCAUCGCCACUCUCUCCUCCGCACGCAGAGACAGACACCGCAUGUGCCUCAUCGCCACCGCGCCCUCCGCCGCGCGACCACUAUGGCCGUCACCUCAGCUAGCCGCCAUCAUCACCGGCUCUUUCCACUAUCUCUCAGGUCGGUCCCUCUCUCCUUCCCACUGAUGCUGCUGCAAACCUUGUUCCCUUAGGCCCUUGACAAGUUUCCUAGCUCUAUCUGUGUUCAUGCUGGUACUCCGCAGCAAAGUGCACCAAUGCUUGUCUAGACUCUAUUCCUCUGCAUCUUCAUCACUGAUAAUGGUAGAUGAAACUCCACAAGUUCAUGCCAAUUCUGAGUUCAACUUGUCUUCUGUGUCUCCAGUUCCUGAGACCAACAGGGAACUGUUUCAUGUAGUGGUUAGGGUGAUUAAGUCCUUGAAUUGGAAGAUUGCUAGAGAAAAAAAAUUUGGUAGUUGGGUUGAGACUCAUGGAUUUUCUCAUUCAGUUAAUUACUUUAGAAUCAUCAUUCACACGUUUGCUAUGGCUGGUAUGCACUUGGAAGUGUUUGCUUUGCUUAGAGAUAUUGUUGGAUACUGCAAGUGUGACGACUCGUUCGAACAGUUUUCGACUUUGUUGGAUUUACCCCAUCAUUCUGUUCUUGUGUUUAAUGUGCUUAUCAAAGUGUUUGCUUCUAACUCUAUGCUUGAGCAUGCCCACCAAGUGUUUGUUAGCGCGAAGAAUGUUGGGCUUGAACUUCAUAUAAGGUCUUGCAAUUUCUUGUUGAAAUGCUUGGUAGAAGCGAAUAGAGCGGUGUUUGUUAGGUUUUUCUUUGUGGAAUUGAUGGAAACCGGUCCGUUGCCAAAUAUCCACACCUAUACUAUCAUGAUGAGUUGUGGAGAUAUUAGACUGGCUGCUGAGAUUUUAGGAAAAAUAUAUAGGAGUGGGGGAAACCCGACUGUUGUCACGUAUGGUACUUAUAUUCGUGGACUUUGUGAAUGUGGUUAUGUUGAUGUUGCUCACAAGUUAGUUCGUAAAUUGCACUGCAAACUCCAUCCUCUAAAUAGUCAUUGUUUUAAUGCUGUAAUUCAUGGAUUUUGUCAGAGAGGUGCAGUAAAUGAAGCGUUGGAAGUUUUGGAAGAAAUGAAGAGCUCGCGAACAUUUCCUGAUGUUUAUAGCUACAACAUGUUACUUAAUGCAUUCUGCAAGAAAGGGGAUGUUGAGAAAGGUCUUGAGUUGAUGAAGGAAAUGGAGCUCUGCCAGAUAAAACCAUCCAUUGUUAACUACACUUCCCUCAUCCUUCUAUGCAAGAAUAAGCUGAAGGGUCAACAACUCUAUGAUAAGUCAUUGGAAGUUUAUAAUAGCAUGCUACAAAAUGCUAUCCGGCCGAAUACAAUCAUUUGCAAUCAUAUUCUUAGGGUACAUUGCAGGGAAGGUCAAUUUAGAGAAGCUUUGACACUGUUGGAAGAUUUUCAUGAACAAGGAAUUAACCUCAACCAAUAUUCAUAUAAUGAAAUCAUCCACAUGAUUUGCAAAGAAAGCUAUCCAAAAAUGGCACUGGAGCUCAUGCCAAGAAUGCUUAAAAGGAAUGUACUUCCGGGAGUUGUUAAUUAUAGUACUCUUAUAUCUGGCUUUGCAAAAGAACAGUCAAAUUUUGAAAUGGUUGAGAGGUUAUUCACAAGGUUGGUAAAAGCAGGGAUCACUUUCAACACCAAGACAUACACAACUCUUAUUAGCAUACAUGGCCGUACUCGCAAAAGGCACAAAGCAUAUUGCAGAUUUGGGGAAAUGAUACAAAGUUGUUUGUGUCCAGAUGAGGUGUCAUAUACAGCUUUAAUAGCUGUCUUUUGUAAUAUCAGAGAAAUGAACGUUGCCUGUGCAUUAUUUCAAGAAAUGUCAAGGAUAGGUUGUUUGCCUAAUCUAUAUACAUAUACUUGUUUGAUUGAUGGAUUCUGCAAGAUAGACUACAUAGAUUUGGCCACACAGCUGUUUGAUGAAAUGAAAAGAAAGGGAAUUUUUCCAGAUGUUGUAACUUACACUGUCCUCAUUGCUUGGUACCAUAAGCAUGGCCGCAUAGGUGAGAAAAAUAAGUUAUUUGGCGAAAUGAAGGCAAAUUGUAUUUUGCUAGAUGAUGGGAUCAAAAAGUUGCAGGACCCAAAACUUGUGCAAUUCAUGAACUAGAGUUUACUCAUGGAUAUUUCAGUAAAUCUCAGUAUAAUAAUCAAAGAUGAAAUCUUGGCCAUCUAUUACUUUCAAUCUUGACCGUUUAAUUUCUCUUCCUAGCCUCUUCCUCUUCCACAUUCAAAAGUUACACAUUCUCAUCAACCUUUUGGGCUUCAACAAUCUUUCCACCAUCCAACGAAUUUACUUUGUAUUUAAUGGGCAUUCCUAAGAUCAAAUAGGUUGACAUUGUUUCUUCAUUUUCCACCUUCUCAAGUUCCACUUGAUCAUUUAUCACCUACCUCUUCAACUUCAACUAUCACCCUAUAAAAUCUCUUCAACAAGCUUUCCUCACAUCACAGCACACAUGCAACAGAGAAACAUAGUUCUACCAGCCCUCCACAAACCUGAGCCGAUUUCGACAUGAAGGUAUGACUCAGUCACUUUGCUUCAGUCAUUUGAUUAUUUCAAUUUCCUAACUCAAUAUGUUUUCCCUCAAGGUCUUCUUCUCUUGGGAGACUGUGAUAGUGUCAAUGUUAUUUCUUUGGUUUCAUUUUUGUUUUAUUCAUAUUUUUAAGUGAUUAUGAUUUUCUUUCAUUUUUGUUUUAUUCAGAUUGGUUUAAUUAAUUAUGAGUUCUUUCUUAAAUUGAAUGUCAGAUUAUGAUAUUGUAGGUGAAAUAAAAAAAACUCAAAUUCACAAAUGUGUUUUAAGAAAAAAAUUGCUUGAGUAUAGUUACGACCGUUUUUGUGCAACAAUUUUCUGGGAUAUAUGUUGAGUCAUUUUCUUUUAGUUGGUGAGUUCAUCAAAUAAUAUGUGAACCCAUAGCUUGAUACUAUGUUUAAAUUUUGACUUUCUUAAAAAUUAAAUUGCUUAUGAAUGAGGUUGUUCUUCAUGGUUUUUUUUUUUUUGCUUAUAAAAGAUACAAUGACAAUUUG
Molecule: messenger RNA, 3101 nt
Organism: Lotus japonicus
Lineage: Eukaryota; Viridiplantae; Streptophyta; Magnoliopsida; Fabales; Fabaceae
Product: pentatricopeptide repeat-containing protein At1g62914, mitochondrial-like
Exons: 1
Coding region: 255-2186 (643 amino acids)
Molecular function (GO): protein binding
Source: RefSeq, a predicted model, not a curated record